This is a messenger RNA of Gallus gallus (chicken), 9016 nucleotides long. RefSeq names its product family with sequence similarity 13 member A (gene FAM13A). Bases 4609 to 6657 code for a protein of 682 amino acids. The record is from RefSeq and is a predicted model, not a curated record. The transcript has 18 exons. NCBI's taxonomy places the organism in Eukaryota, Metazoa, Chordata, Aves, Galliformes, Phasianidae. Gene Ontology annotation, biological process: signal transduction.
GGGGAGAAGAGGACAAAAAGUUUCAAGUUGCAACAAGUGACCCAAAUUUAGCCUUCCUUCUCCUCCUCCCAGAAGCUACGUUAUCUUCUGAUAUCGUUAGUAAUUUAACAUCGCUGAAUUUUCAAUGGCCUUUUGAUUGAUCACAUUAAAAUUAGAAGCAGCAAUCUAAUUGCCUGGGAAAAGUACUCUCACUAAGAAAUAAUUAAUUUCUUUUGAAGUCCAGAAUUAUUGUAGUGCAGUAGAAAGAGACGUUCCUUUAUCUUAAACUUUUGAGGACAGAACACAUAUUGCCUUUGGCAGGGCUGUAGGAAAACAUGACCUUGGCUGAGCAGCAUGACCCCACCAGUGUCUUGGUCCUUCAUCUCUGGUGCAAAAUGUUGACAUUUGAGUCAAAGUACAUUUUCAGGGCUGCAAAAGUUACACGUUUUUUUUAUUUAACUAAAUGUCCCAUUUAACUUUUGAAAAGAGACACAGGGUAGGAAAGCAUUAUUUGCUUUACAGUAAGAGUAACGCAGUGCCAGGAAAUGAGGAUGGAAGAAUUGCUGAUAAUUAGGAGCGAGUAAAAUAGGCUAUGAAAACCUUGAAGGGGUGGGGAGGAACGAUCAACAACCUACUUGUUUAUAAAAAGUCAAUAAAGCCCUCUCUAAAAUCUGUAUUUGUGAAGCUGCGUGAGUGACAGGGGAGUGGGGGCAGGGAGGGGAGGAAGUCCACUGGUUUAACUGUUAGGCUUCACCAAGGCUUUCCUAUUUCCUACUUUAGAGAGAGAAAGGAUGCCUUGCAUAAAUGCUGUCAGAUACACAGGCCUUAAAAGCCUAAGAUGAGCUAAGCAAACUGGAGGAUGAUACUGGCAUUCUUUCCAGUCUGACAAACUUUUCUGUUAGCUCACUGGGGAUCACAAACAUAACAAUAUUACUCCAGUAGCAGUAAAACAAACUUUAAAAGAAAGUAACUUCUGUUUUCGUUUUCUAUUUAGAAGGAUUGCUUUUUUAUUGCUUUUUUUUUUUUUUUUUUUUUUUGGAAGAAGGGAGGGUUUUUAGGUAGCCAUAGGAGUGUGAGAAAUUGAUCUCCCACAUACUGCAUGAAAGAGCAAUCCAUUUUGGUUUAAUCCCUUCACUUAGAGGAGCUGUAUUUAUGUCUGAGAAGAAGGCGACAGCUAUAUUUGGCGUUCACCUGCCUGGCCAACUUAGUGCUGGUAGUUGAUAAAGUAGCUGAUGUAUUUCUCUUUCAAUUAUUUUAUCCUUUCUCAAGUGUAUUCAGUGACUUCUGGCCAUAAAAUACAUGUUUUUUAAAACAAAUAAAUGAAUAAAUUACUUCUAUAAACCUGCUCGUCAAAUGGAUCAGUUCUUUCCUGGACAAGGUAGAUAUUCAGACCAUAUAGGAGGUGCACUUCCGAAAUGACUUGCAUCCUCCUUACUGUGAACAACUGACUUGGUUUUACCAGGUCAGAUAUUAAGCAUUUGUUUCUACAGAGGUAACCGAAGGUGAAUUACACAGCCUAAGUACAGGUGAAUGCAGAGUAUAACUUAAUGACGUGGCAUUUUUUUUCUUGAAAGGACACAGUACGUGUUGGAAAGGGCUCCCUAGUAGUACUAAUAAAUCCCCCUUAGUACAAGGUGCUUUAAUAAUGAGCAAGCAGUUGUUUCAUUGUUGGUUUAUUGUAAUAAGCAUUGUGUGAGUGAUGAUGAGUAAGAGUCCUGCAAGGAAGAUUUUAAACCAAUUUCUAGUCUGUUUAUUGCAUAAUAUCAACUGGUGAUCAUUUAUGAUUCAUAUCUUGUACAUUCUUGUUUGCCUGCUUGUCUCUUAUAUCACAAACCAUGUGAUUAGAUACACACAGAUUUAAAACCUUUCACACACAUUUAUUAUUUCUUUUUUAAAACUUAGCUGUGCUUGUGUGUAUAACAUAAGCACAUCCAUUUAUUAUCUUACAACAUUAAUAUUUAAUUAUUUCAUGAAGUACAUUAAUCAAAAUAGAAUCCUUGUGCAGGUCUGAUUGCAGUAGGGCCUACUGAUCUAACAUCUAAUUGGAGGGACUCUGAUUGUGGAAUAUGUUCCUAAUUUACACAGCUCUGAUAUUCCAGUUUGCAUGGGGGAGUUGCCUAAGAAGUAUGAAGUUAGGGAAAGAUGGUUGUGGUGCGUUGUGGUUGGUGAUUGGGGUGGGGGAAAUGGAUAACCUGCCUUGCUUGGAUGUGGAAGGUCUCUUUAAGUUAAUUUUUUCUUUGUUUUUCUCAAAAUUCUGUAUCUUGCUGAUUUCAUCCUGGAUGCAGCUACAUAUCUGCUGCAUGUGUAAAACUGUAAAGCUCUACAAGAUCAUGCACAGCUGUAAUCACUGGCAACCAUUGGGAAUUUUGAAAUGUGGUAAUGUAAAUUAAAUUGAUACUCGCUUUCUGUCUUGGCUACAGUUUCUCUCCCCCCCCCCUUUCCCAACCCUCAGCUAACGUUUGUAAGAUAUUUAUUGUUCCUCGGUUGCUUUGUAUACGUGGAUAAUGAUUUUUGUUUAGCUUCAAAAUACCUAAACUUGUGGAACAGCGAUCACCCUUCCUGUGGGGGAAAAGGAAGGAAGGGCAAGAGGUUUCUGAGUCCCUGCUACAGAAUGCUACUACUACAUCUGAUCUGUUACGCAACUAGUUCGGAGUAUGACUAUAAGGAAGUUGUUUGGGCUUUUUCAGUAUCAUUGUGCUCCUGUGACCUGCAAGUUAAUUGCAAACCAUGAGAUACGGAAGGGCUUUUACAAUGACAAAGGAAGGAUAUUUGCUGUGAUUUGAAAGCUGCUACUUGUACAUGGAACAGUGUUUUCUGUGGUCGCUGGGAGUUGUGUGGAUAGGUAGAAAUCCCGAUGGCUCUGUAGACUUUCCUCCAGAUGUGGUUUAUUUUUCAUGUUAUAUGGGCACCAGUGGGACUUGCUUGCAUUCAGAUCACAAGGACAGCCAUUGCCAUGAAUCUAGCAAAACACUUACCGGCUACUUUGUGAGUUUAAAGUAGCUUAAAAAAAAAUGCUUUUUAUAUUCUGUUUUGCUAAAUUAAGAGAUCAGCUUAUGCAUACAAGUUGAGAAAGUGGCAUGCCAUCAAGGGAGAGAGCCUGGCUCUGGAAGAGGUUCCUACCUGUGUCCAUGUCAUCUUCUGGAAAGCAGCCCUGUGGAGUACUUACAUGUUCUCUUCCCUUCUCCUCGGCAGUCUCAAAGACGUAACUAUUUCUCACAAAGAUCCUCCCGGCAUUCCUUAGCUUUUGGGCAGGCCACUGUGCUACCUCCCUGGUUGCAGCAGCUUUCAGCCUGCUCUGACCAGCAUCAUUUCUCAAUAGCAGCCAGCUGUAGCUUGCUCAAGCAGCUUGAGACAGGCUUGUGGGAGCUCUAGCAUGACUUUCACCAGCGGCCGUGCUUUUGGUGGUCUCCGGGAGCUGCUGAAAACCGCUCAGUCACUGUUGUGUCAGAGAGCCCUCGCAAGCUUAGGCAGACUGCACUCAUUUUGGAAGCCACUUCUCUUCCUUCCACUCUAUGACAUUCUGUGUUGCACUUGAGGCUUUUCUUGGGGCCUCCAGUGGGCUGCCAGUGUGACAUGCUAUCACAGCAAACGGGAGUGUCUUUUCUGUAGAUGUCACUAGCUGUCUGUGUACAAAUCCAUGCUAUAGUGGGGAGGCAAGCAACACAGCAGAAACCCCUGUGAUUUCUCUGCUGUGCUGGCUUGCUCGCGCUUUUCUCCCUGUCUGCCUUCCUGGCCUUUCUGAUCCCUUGCAUCCUGCCACCUCCCUUCCCCUGGGAUAAGAUUUAGUAUUCAUAUUUGUGAAUCUGUUAUAACAUUGGCUGGAUUUGAAAUGAGCCACGGUGAAAUCUGCCUCUGGCUAUAUUCACUGUGAGAGCACAGUGCUUACUUGGCUCUAGGCCAGUUUCAGCUCAUCUUGCUUAGGCAGCUUCCUCCUGACUCAGUGGAAGCUGCGAAAUGUGCGUGUGAGCAUUUCAUCUCCUAGCUACAAAACCCGUGGUGAUGUUCCUUUGGCUUUUAUUCUGCGCUUAGAGAAGCUUUUCUAGACUGAUAAAUAAAAUGCUUUGAAAUUGAGAGGCUAAUGGACUCAGGCCAUGUUCUCAACAAAUAUUCAGGUUUGAUUUUCUUCAGAUCUCUGUUGAAGUUGAUCAGAGUUUCAGGGCAGUCGAUGCCCCCAGGUGACUUGAGUGCAAAACUGAGUUCAUCUCACCCAGAGCAUUCUUGAAUAUUCUUUCAUCCUCUGAAUAAACUGAGAAGCAGGGAAAAUCCCUAGACUUCUCUGUCAAUAUAAGUGGCUGACUACUCGUGGUAAAUUGCUGGGCACCGGUGUAGUCUCAGGCUUCUGAAGCAGCAGGAAACCAGUAGGGAAAUGUGAGAUUCCUAGUGCCUGUGAAAUGUUAUUUUUUCUGCUUUCAUUUAAGGUAAUUUGUAUAACUUCCCAUUUUUUUUUACUUUCUCCCAAGCUUACUCUGCUCUUCAGUAGACCCAAUUAAAAGGCCUUUGGGGACAAAUCGACCUCAGUGGCAUUUCCUGUGUGCUUGGAGGAAAGCAAGAGUUCUGAUUGAAUGAGAUACAAGGGCUAAAUGCCUGCAAGUCCAACCAUUUGUUUGCUCCCAAGAGGAUGAGCGGCCUAUGUCACCCUUCUAUGUGAGCACCCACGUAUCACAAGUCAGUAGUAACAUUCCUGCUACAGGAGAGUAUUUAGAGAAGACAAUCCGCUCAGCCGUGGAGCAGCAUCUCUUUGAUGUUCAUGGCUCAGGCGGCCAGAGUUCAGAGGACUCUGAAUCGGGAACAUCUUCAGCCUCUUCUAAUGUGUCUGCCAGGCAGAGGAGGCGACAGCACAAAGAGCAGGAGGAAGCCCGGAGAAACAGAGACAUGGAAGUCAUCAACAAGGAGAACAUUCCGUCUGGUUUCAGCAGUCUGGAAGACUGUAUUCUAACUACUCAAGAAGUAGAAAAAUUACAAGACAACAGCUCUGGAUAUCUUAAUGAAAGGAAUAAACCAAAACGGCAGAAAUCCAGCACCAAACUCUCAGAGCUUAAUGACAACCAGGAUAGUCCUGUGAGUAUGGAAAGCUUUAGCUCAUCCAGACCUAUAGACAGAACAGGACCUGAUGACAUGGAAGUUUUAUCUGAAGAAAGCAAAGAAAGUGAAAACGAUGAGGUUUUUUUCAGGCCCUCUCAGCAGCCUUCAAGUAUGAAGAUUCAAGAACACCCAAGCAUUCCUGAAAACAAGCUGCAAAGAAAUCAAGAUGCUGAUGAUCAGGAAAACAGCUUUGUGUCAGAAGUGCCUCGGCUGGAUUUGACAACGCUGUGUGAUGACAACAACUGGGAAGAGCCCAUCCCUGCACUUUCUUCAUGGCAGCGAGAUGGCUUAGAUUCAGAAGAGGCCCGCCUUUCCCCACAGGCUGGUCGUUUAAUUCGCCAGCUCCUGGAUGAGGACAGUGAUCCUAUGCUGUCUCCUCGCUUCUACGCCUAUGGACAGAGCCAACAGUACCUGGAUGAUACAGAAGUGCCUCCUUCCCCUCCCAAUUCUCAUUCAUUUAUGAGGAGGCGGAGUUCUUCUUUGGGAUCUUACGAAGAUGACAGAGAAGACCUUACCCCUGCACAGCUUACCCGGAGGAUUCAGGGACUGAAGAAAAAAAUCAGGAAGUUUGAGGACAAAUUCGAGGAGGAAAGGAAAUACAGACCUUCUCACAGUGACAAAGCAGCUAACCCUGAAGUGCUCAAAUGGACAAAUGAUUUGGCCAAAUUCCGAAAGCAACUUAAAGAGUCUAAACUGAAGAUAUCAGAGGAAGACCUGGGCCCUGUGGUACGUCAGCGAAGCAACACGCUCCCAAAGAGCUUUGGUUCUCAGCUUGAAAAGGAGGAUGACAAGAAACAAGACCUAUCAGAUAAAUCUGCCAAGCCUGCUGUGGAAGUGACCCUUGAUUCUAUCCAGAAGAAGCUUCAGGAAAAACGAACAGAGACAAACCGACCUGAGGAUAUAAAGGACAUGACAAGAGAUCAGAUAGCAGCUGAGAAAGUGGCUCUUCAGAAAGCCUUGCUGUAUUACGAAAGCAUUCAUGGCAGACCGGUUACCAAAAAUGAACGACAGGUGAUGAAGCCACUGUAUGACAGGUAUCGCUUGGUCAAGCAGAUCCUCUCCAGAGCCAACACCAUCCCUAUCAUUGGUUCCCCCUCCAGCAAGCGGAGAAGCCCUUUGCUGCAACCAAUUAUCGAGGGCGAAACUGCUUCCUUCUUCAAGGAGAUAAAGGAGGAAGAGGAGGGCUCUGAGGAGGACAGCAAUGUGAAACCAGACUUCACAAUCACUAUGAAAACAGAUUUCAACGUGCGUAGCUUCUUGGAUCAACUAGAAGAUGAUGCCGAUGGCUUUGUUUCCCCGGUGGACGAUAAGAUACCAUCAAGGAGCAACCAGGAUAUGGGGCUUUCAAAUCUCCAUGAAGCAUCCAUCCCUGAACUGUUAGAGCAGCUGCAAGAAGUCAGGGAAGAGAAAAAGCGGAUCAGAAAAAAGCUGAGAGACUUUGAAGAUAAUUUUUUCCGACAAAAUGGGAGGAAUGUGCAAAAAGAAGACCGUACUCCUAUGGCUGAAGAAUACAACGAAUACAAGCAGAUUAAGGCCAAGCUGAGGCUGCUGGAGGUCCUGAUCAGUAAAAGAGAUAUUAGCUCAAAGAUCAUGUAAAGGAGGGGAUUGGUUUUACCAAUACACUAAGAAGAGAGAGCACCAAGCAGACGAGUGCGUGAAGUGGAUGCAUCGACAGCCUGGCUGGGGAGGGCUGAGGAGCUCCCUGGGAACUGAAGGGCCGUUGCCAGAGGCAGGAUGGGGAGAAAGGGUGGCUUUCCAUCACUCUCUCCACUUGUUGUCCACUCUUUCUCCAGGCCUGAUGCCCAAAAUGGAGUUUGCCAAUGUAGGAGACAUGAUGCUGUCCUCAGUGACUGCACUGAAGGGUUCCUUCUGUUUUGAUUUGCUUACAGAUCCUGUAAUAUUUAGAAUAUGAAAGCCAGCCAUGCUAUUCUUUUUUUUUUUUUUUUUUUUUUUUUCUCCAGGAUAUCAUAGCAAGAGGCAAAGUAGCAUGAAUAGUGAUUCAAUCAUCAAACAGCUUCCACUUUAUUUUACCAGACCUGACCCGAUCUCAUGUGACGACACAGGUCAGAUAGCACCAAGAUCGUUCUCUUGUAGCUACAGUAAAGGCUCGCUCAGACUUUUGACCAGGCUGUUUGGAGUUCGGUAUCUUCCGUUGCUUAUAAAAUGUUGGAAGAGUAUCCUGGUCACAGCCCAGAACUGGUUUGAGUUACAGCUUUGCACAGGAUUCAGUUGGGUUUUCUUCCCACUUUUCUUUUUUGACUGCCGGUUGAAUUAAGAAGAAGAAAGUACCUCCAUCUGUUUGGGAUAGCAAAGAAAAAGAGUUGUGCAGCAAAGUUCGUGCCUACUUGUUCCCCUUGGAAGGCGAUGCUGUGAGAUAAUGAUGAUGUUUGGGCAACUGGGAAGAGGUUUUAUCAGCUUUAAGUUAGAAUGCCUUGGGACUUUGGUAGCUGCUCGGCUAAGCGUCAGCUGUCAAGCAUCUGGAAGACCCCCCCCAUUGGCCCAUACACUUCUGAUAAUGGGUAUAAGAGCCUAAGGUGAAAGUCCACAUGGAUGUCACGCACACCCAUUAGCCUGAGUGUUAUUUAUGUGCGCCACCAGACCGUGUGGGCUGAAGCAGUGAUACUUUGCGGCAACGGAGGAUGUUCUUUUCUUCCCUGUGGCUUUGUUGGGUGUAGUUUGUAUGGUGGGGCAGAGGAUACUGCAGGGAAGUGAAAGCCCGGAGCCACGUGCUGCAAGUGUCUGGGGUGCAGGGUUGGGCAGUUAAACAUUCUCAGAUCUGAAAAGCAGAUCCUGGGACGCCGGAUUCUGGUUCUUGCAUCGGACAAUCACUGCCUGAAGGAGUGAAAGGCAGCAAGCUCAGAAACACAGCGGGCGGCUGACAGUUCUGCAGCCCUGUGCGCUCCAGGAGUGCGUGCAGGCAGUGCCCUGCAGCCCUUCCCCUGGACCUGGGGCAAGAUGCUCUCGGUAAUGGGGCCCUGGUAUCACAAGGAGAUGCUGUCUUUUAUCUAAUCCCCUUGGGAGAUGAGUGCAGGAGCCGAACAGCUGAGGAUGAGUGCGGGGCACCUCAUCACAGCCAGGCUUUACACAGCAGCAGGGCCCGCAGAAGAGCUCCUCACUUCCCUUCUCUCUGCGGGCAGGAGGGCCCGUAGAGUGGUGUGCUGAGUAAACUUACCCCCCUCAGUGUGCUGUCUGUGCUCAUUCUUGCCAAAGCUGGUGCUGAGGGCGGGUCUCUUUGGCCCCCCCCAGCUACUCGGCAGGCCGCCUUCCCCCCUUUUCCCCAGGGCUCUGCAUUGGCAGUCUGCCUCAUACGACGCUGAUGCGCUUCUGUUAGGGAGAGCCCGGGGCUGUUUUCUACUGACAGCAGAAUUUCCCGCUCCUAUAGAAAAGUAGUGAAGGCUGAAUUCCCUGUUUCCAAGGGCCUGUGUGAUGAACUGGGGUGUGGCUUCUAGGAGGCACCUAGUGUCCAUCGCGAGGGAGGUGUGGGGCUCUGCCUCUGCAGAUCCGGGUGCUACAGUUGGGCUUUAGAAGGACUUAGAAACUGCAUUUGAAGGUGACUGACUGGAAGGGAAGCUUGGUGUAAUUCCUGCCCCUUUUCCCUCCUCAUUCGCAUUCUGGUGGGCCGACGCUUCCCAGGAGUCUGAUUGCUCUGAUUAUUUUUAAAAGCCUGUUUGCACUGCGUACCAAUAAAUGACGUUUGCUGAGUUUCUGCCCCUGACAAAUCUUGAUAAAUGACCCGUAGGGAACGGUCCAUUGUAUUGUUUGAACUGAUGAGAUUGUAGCAUUUUCUGAUGCUUAGUUACCGCUGUUUACAUGGCAGACUGCUACACUUUCAGAUAGUUUAUAUGAAAUGUAAGUACAGUUAUGCACUUUAGAGAGUUUCUAUUUUUGAACUUUGAAAGCUGAACGUAACAGAAUCCGUUAAAUAAAAUUGUAAAUUAAAAAAGACAAAAAGACA